AUGUGGCUACGCGUGGCGUUGGACGAUCACGCCUCAGGUCUCGACGUCCCCUUUCCCACCCAGGAUCAUCCGACAGAGCGUCUUCUUCACAACCGGGUUUCGUCGGUCGACUAUGUUCUCAAUCGAUCCCGGCCGGCCGAGAACCGCUUUGACCAGCGCCUUUGUGGCCUGGAAGUCUAUCCUGCUGCUCAUCGCCCAUCCGAGGAAGCUAUACUCGAUGUAGCGACGAAAUUGACGCGAUGGGAUGCCAUAUAUUUCAUCCAGUCCGCGCGCCGCGGCCAUGUGUUCGAGCAAGAGUGGGCUUUCGGACUGGCAUUGCCGAGCGUCAUCUCAUUCCUCGUGAAAGGUAUCACGGGAUUCGGUAUUGAAAACACCGGCGGAUUGGAGUCAACAGUCGGCAUUGUACUUGCUCAUCUAUCACACUUCCUCUCCGUACUUGCGCUAUACCACUUAGGGCUGAAGCUGUACGGCGAGCGGCGCCUUGCAUUCGUUUCCGCGCUGCUACAUGUCCUAUCUCCUGCUGGAUUGUUCCUCUCAGCACCGUACAAUGAGAGUCCCUUCUCAUUUCUAUCUUUUGUCGGGUAUCUGCUCUUCGCACAGGGAUGUCUCGAUAAAUCACGAGGUCAACUCGGCGAUGCCGCCAUUGUAGGGUCCGGCAUCAUCUUCGGGCUCGCAACCGCUUUCCGCAGCAACGGACUUUUGAACGGGAUUCCUUUCGCGAUAUACUCCGUUGUCGAACUAAGGCAGUUCUUGAAAUCUCCGAAUACUGUCAGCCUCAGGCGGCUAGCUGCGUUCGGCAUCGGGGGUCAGAGCAUCGCGUUGGGAUCCAUCGGCCCACAGGCUCUAGCCUACGAGAUUUUUUGCUCCGAGCUUUCCGAUGCCGAGCCAAGGCCGUGGUGCAACAAGUUGAUUCCCAGUAUCUAUACGUUCGUGCAGGAACGUUACUGGAACGUUGGCUUUCUGCGCUACUGGACACCCGGGAACAUCCCUCUUUUCCUGCUUGCCGCACCCAUGAUCUAUCUUCUGAUCAAGUCAGCAUGGGACAUGCUCAUUGCUAUUUCGACAACUGCCGGGAGACGACGGACCGAUUCGAGUGUUCCGUCGGAUUCUUCUAUGCUCAUCGCAGCAAUGGCUCUUUCUCAACUUGUCCUGGCCACGUCGGCGGUCACCACCUACCAUAUCCAGGUCAUUACAAGAAUCUCUUCCGGUUAUCCUCUCUGGUAUUUCUGGCUGGCUCAGAAAUUAUCGGCGCCCGUAACAUCCAAGACGGCGAGUGGCGUAGUGACCUACAUGGUAAUGUACGCAGCGAUUCAAGGGGCUCUGUUCGCGUCGUUUCUUCCCCCAGCUUAA
Molecule: messenger RNA, 1350 nt
Organism: Neoarthrinium moseri
Lineage: Eukaryota; Fungi; Ascomycota; Sordariomycetes; Amphisphaeriales; Apiosporaceae
Exons: 4
Coding region: 1-1350 (449 amino acids)
Biological process (GO): GPI anchor biosynthetic process
Cellular component (GO): endoplasmic reticulum membrane; mannosyltransferase complex
Molecular function (GO): alpha-1,6-mannosyltransferase activity; GPI mannosyltransferase activity
Source: RefSeq, a predicted model, not a curated record